Molecule: messenger RNA, 480 nt
Organism: Paramecium sonneborni
Lineage: Eukaryota; Ciliophora; Oligohymenophorea; Peniculida; Parameciidae
Source: the annotation of a GenBank genome assembly
UGUAAUAGAUUUUAGAAAUCCUUGUUAUAAUUUGAUGUAAAAAGGAAUGAAAUGGAUGUAAAUAAAAAAUUAAUGAAUUAAUCAGAAGUAACAAACUAUUUAACAUAAAUAGCUUAGAUAUUUGAAAGAUUUAAAUUAUUAUCAAUGACUUUAGAUGAAUUUGAGUAAAAGUACAUGAAUAAAUAAGGAGAAAGUAAUGAUGAAAAAGAAAUAAAAGAGAUAAAAUAUAAUUUGAAAGAGAAGAUAGAUGAAAUGAUAGGAAUGGAUUAUAAUUAAGAUAAGAUAAAUUUAGAUGGAGUAACUAAGAGUUAUUUUUGUAAUGAAUGUUAAAAGUAACUUAAUUCAAGAUCAGCGAUGUUAAACCAUUAAUAUUUUAAACAUAAUAGACCAAAAAGGUAAGAAUAUAAUAAGGGAUAGAAAGAUAAAGAUAAGAAUAUAGAUGUAGAUGAUAGAAUGGAUGAUCUGAUAAUAUUAUAAUGA